Molecule: messenger RNA, 1798 nt
Organism: Mytilus californianus (California mussel)
Lineage: Eukaryota; Metazoa; Mollusca; Bivalvia; Mytilida; Mytilidae
Exons: 2
Coding region: 159-1763 (534 amino acids)
Molecular function (GO): zinc ion binding
Source: RefSeq, a predicted model, not a curated record
UAGACACAUUAUAGAGAUAGUUAAAAAUAGAACUUGAGCCAAGGCCAAACAACUCGUGUGUGAUAUUGAUUAUUGCAAAAUCUAAUAGAGACAUAAUAUUUAAAACUGUUCUAAACCUGAUUUUCGUUACCACCAAACAAUCUCCAAAGCUUAGAACCAUGGGUAAUUGGUUUAUAAAAUCCGAUAAGAAUACUACCGUCUGUGACCUUUGUGAAACCAUCGCUGCUGAUAAUCAUUGCAAAUCCUGUUUGUUUAAUCUUUGUCAAGAUUGCGUUUGUGAUCAUUCCAGAAACAGAAGUAAAAGAAAGAAGUAUGAGCACGAUAUUGUGUCUUUUACACAGAAAAAAACUCAGAUACAUUCCCCACUAUGUCAAAAACAUAAGCUUGUAAGAUGCAUCAGAAUUUGUAAACAAUGUGAGAUACCCGUAUGUCAAGAAUGUGUAUUUACUAGAGACCAUCAAAGUCACAGAACACUGUAUCUUUCCAGUUUUAUCGAUGAUCGAUACCAUGAGAUAAAUAAGGAAAAUGCUGAAUUGGAGAGUAAAGUAAUACCAGAGUUUAAACAGAACCUUGUAAGGAUAGAAAACGCAAUCUCUACCACUACAUCUGCCUACGACGAACUGGAUAAAUCUAUUCAGGAGCAUAGAGAAAAUUGUUACCGAAAAAUGGAUGAAAUUUUUGACAGAUAUCAGAACGAGGCAGAUGAUUUAAGGAAAGAAGAUAGUUCUGCAUUGCAUAAUUAUCUAUCAAAUGAUAGUGCAUAUUUAAAACAAGCAUGUGUCAUUUUACAAAGAAAUAAAGAUAUUAUGAGUUCAGCAGAUAUUAACGAUGUCGUAAAUUAUCAUCACAAGAAAGCAGAUACUAUUUCAGAAUUUGAAAUUCGACACCCUCAAUUUGACACGAAACUCGUUGAUUGGAAGAAGUUAUACUUCGAAUUAGGAUAUCUUAAAAUAUCGGAUAAACCAAAACUUAUUCGGUCAGUCCCGACUCCGAUGGUACCCACAAGAGCAUGUAGCUUACCGAAAGAUCAGUUCUGGGUUUGUGGACAGGAUAAUAUGAUUGCGCGCAUAAAUAUGGAUGGGGAAGUUCUUGAAACAGCUGAAGUGCCAAUAAGUUUACAUGCAAAUGACAUUUCUAUUACAAACAAUGGUGAAUUAAUCUUCACAGAAGGGAAACCUGGCAAAGUAACCAUCAUUAAAGAAGGAAAGAGAGUAACUUUUAUAGAAGUAGGUCCACAGUGGCACCCGAGUGGUCUACAUUGUACAAUGGCAGGGGAUAUAUUGGUAACCAUGUCUGAUGACAGUUAUGAAAAUAAUAAAAUCGUCCGGUACACACACGGAAAAGCAGUUCAAGAAAUUCAAAAUUAUGAUAACGGAAAAGCUUUGUUUCAUCCCGGUCACAAAAUAUUGUUUGUAACCGAGAAUAACAAUGGAGACAUUUGUGUGUCAGAUACGAAUGGAUGUGUAGUAAUUGUUUUAAACCAAUUCGGAAAUUUCAAAUUUGAUUACGACACUACCCGGGCAUUAUACGAUUGUCCAGAAUUAACAACGUUUAAACCUGGAUGUAUAGUUACGAAUAGCAAGUGUGAAAUACUUUUCACUGUACAAAACUUUAUAUUUGUCGUCGAUCAUAACGGACACUUUGUACAAUGUAUUGAUAAUUGCAACAUGACAAUGGCGUCUGCUCUGUGUUUGGACUACACGGAAAGGAUUUGUGUCGGAGAGUUUGCUAAAACCAAUUUGAAAAUCAUUAAGUACAGAUAAUAACCAAAAUUUUAAUAAAACAUUUUAUUUUUCUU